Nestor notabilis (Kea) is the source of this 594-nucleotide messenger RNA. RefSeq names its product prostaglandin E receptor 4 (subtype EP4) (gene PTGER4). Gene Ontology annotation, cellular component: plasma membrane. The record is from RefSeq and is a predicted model, not a curated record. NCBI's taxonomy places the organism in Eukaryota, Metazoa, Chordata, Aves, Psittaciformes, Psittacidae. Gene Ontology annotation, molecular function: prostaglandin E receptor activity. The transcript has a single exon. Gene Ontology annotation, biological process: cellular response to prostaglandin E stimulus; positive regulation of cytosolic calcium ion concentration; negative regulation of inflammatory response. The annotation marks the transcript as partial.
GUCCGUGUCUUUGUGAAUCAGCUGUACCAGCCGGAAUCAGUGAAGGACGUGAGGCAGAACCCUGACCUGCAGGCCAUCCGCAUUGCCUCGGUGAACCCCAUUUUAGACCCGUGGGUCUACAUCCUCCUCCGCAAGACCGUGCUCAGCAAAGCCAUCGAGAAGGUGAAGUGCCUCUUCUGCCGCAUCGGAGGGGCUCGGAGGCAGCACUCCGGGGGCAAUUUCAACUGCGUGGAUGGCCGCAGGACCUCCUCCGCCAUGUCAAGUCAGUCGCCCUCCUUCAUCUCCCGUGAGCUGCGGGAGAUCAGCAGCACCUCGCAAACGCUGCUCUACCCUCCAGAGUUGAGCGAAAGCAGUGUCAGCGGCCGCGUGCUGCUCCCAGGGCCCAGCGCCAGCUUGGCUCAGUCUGACACCACCUCGGUGAGGACACUGCGCAGCUCGGAGACCUCGGACUCCUCACAGGGCCAGGACUCCGAGAGCGUGUUCCUGGUGAACGAAAUGGGGUCUGGUGGCCGGGCCAGCUCAGCGGCCAAGGGCGGCCCUCUGCAGGUCACCUUCCCAACAGAGACACUGAAUUUGUCGGAAAAGUGUAUAUAG